Molecule: messenger RNA, 1773 nt
Organism: Glycine soja
Lineage: Eukaryota; Viridiplantae; Streptophyta; Magnoliopsida; Fabales; Fabaceae
Product: F-box/kelch-repeat protein SKIP30-like
Exons: 3
Coding region: 425-1459 (344 amino acids)
Molecular function (GO): protein binding
Source: RefSeq, a predicted model, not a curated record
AAUAACGACAACGUUAACAUUGGCUUCUGUUGCAAGUUGUAAGUGGUAACUCUUUCAACUCGGCCGUGCAAGUUUUAUUGGCAGCGCUGGAACCAUCUUCUCUUCUCUUCACCUACGUUUUUCUUUUUCUCUUUCUCUUUCUCUUACUCUCUUCAACACUUUCUCAAAUCCCUUCCUUCUUCGCUCUUGUCUUCUCUUUCAGAUUAAUAUGGUUUUCUCCUUAAUAUAUGCCGAGUUUCAAUUUGAGUGAUUCAUUAUAUUCUAGAAAGGCAAAGUAUCACACUCUUGUUUGGACUUGACGAGGAAAGCUAUGCUGGCGUGAUCCGUUUACAAUUUCAGUGACUUAGAUGUCUUUGACGUUGGUGCACCUUCCAGUUAAGCAGGAGUUGGAUAAUUGUUGGACAUAGAUGAAAUAGUGAUUGUUAUGUCUGGACUGAUUGAAGGACUUCCUGACGCUGUUGCAAUCAGGUGCCUUGCAUGGGUUCCCUUCUACCUCCACCCAAAGUUAGAGCUUGUCUCUCGUGCUUGGCGAGCAGUUGUUCGUGGCCCUGAACUAUUUAAAGCUCGACAGGAGCUUGGUUCAUCGGAGGAUCUGUUGUGUGUCUGUGCUUUUGAGCCAGAGAACUUAUGGCAGCUGUAUGACCCUCAGCGAGACCUCUGGAUAACUCUUCCUGUUCUACCCUCAAGAAUCAGGCACCUUUCACAUUUUGGUGCCGUCUCCACUGCUGGAAAGUUGUUUGUGAUUGGUGGUGGAAGUGAUGCUGUUGAUCCUUUGACGGGUGACCAAGAUGGUUGUUUUGCAACAAAUGAAGUCUGGUCGUAUGACCCAGUAGUACGGCAGUGGUCCCCCCGUGCGGCAAUGCUCGUCCCCCGUUCUAUGUUUGCAUGCUGUGUUAUGAAUGGAAAAAUAGUUGUGGCUGGGGGCUUCACUAGCUGCAGAAAGUCAAUAUCUCAAGCAGAAAUAUAUGAUCCCGAGAAAGAUGUUUGGAUUCCAAUGCCUGAUCUUCAUCGCACCCAUAACUCAGCCUGUUCGGGAGUAGUGAUUGGAGGAAAGGUGCAUGUCCUGCACAAGGAUAUGUCAACAGUGCAAGUUUUAGACAAUGCAGGUCAGUGGACGGUAGAGGAAUAUGGGUGGCUCCAUGGUCAAAUGGCAGUUAUCAGGGAUGCCCUUUAUGUGAUAAGCCAUGGAUUAAUCAUCAAGCAAGACAAAAAAAUGAGGAAGGUAGUUGGUUCAGCUUCUGAAUUUCGAAGGAGAAUUGGAUUUGCAAUGAUUGGUUUAGGUGAUGAAUUAUAUGUGAUUGGAGGUGUCAUUGGCCCUGACAGGUGGAAUUGGGACAUCAAGCCACUGUCUGAUGUUGAUGUUCUUACACUUGCGAGCGAGAGACCGACGUGGCGCCAGGCAGCUCCAAUGACAAGGUGUGGUGGUACUAUUCUUGGUUGUACACAGCUGAGAAUUUAGGCUUUCACUUUCUAGGCUUAUGUGAUAUGUGUGCUCCAACUAAGGAAUGUGAAUUCCUUCAACAGGAGACGAAGAAUUAGGUUGUUCAAUGGCUUCUUUGAGUUGUUGUAUGUAAGCCAUAAUAUUUGUCCUUGUUGUUUUGUUGACUAUUAUGUGGUAAUAAGAUAAGGUAAUGUUUUCAAGCAAAACAAUGAAGUUCAUGCACUACACUAAACAAUAUUAGUCUCAUUUAUAUUCUUUACUUGAUUCGGGAAGAUGUAUAAGUAUACAAUACUCUAAAGUCUAAACUUAUAAAGGGUACAACCUUACCUUAA